GUUGCUGGUCAGUGCGUCUCGUUUAACGAUACGAAGUGUAGCAGUCAGCAGCACUGGUGAAUGAUCGGCGAGUACAACGCGUUCGGUUUGGAGUCAUUUGAAAAGCUAGUUGCGCUCAUUUAAAAUAAUGUUUUGGCUUCGAAUAAUUCGACAAUUAAAAAAAUCGGAAACAACCCCUGCCAUUGGCGAUGCUUCGAAGAAUCAAACUCCACCAACGCUUCUUUCAAGUCUAAGAAGCGUACUCUUUGUUAUCGGAACUGUGGUGAUCGGUUUUGCCGCCUUUUGUAAUUCUCUGACAUGGCAUUUACAAAGAUUUUGGGGUGCAUCCGGCGAUUUCUGGCAAGCUCAGUGGGAUAAAAUUUUGGAUAAAUUUGGUGAUGAUCCUGUCACACUAUGGGUUUAUGGAUCCUUAGUGUUAACUAUCGCAGUUUAUUGGAUCGUCGGUGGAAUUUACACUCUUCUAGAUAUCACCAACCGGCCAGCAGCACUACGCAGAUAUAAAAUACAGCCCGGUACGAACGAGCCAGUGGACAAAAGGGAGUUAUGCAAAGUGAUCGUUCAAGUACUAUUCAAUCAGAUCGUCGUCGGUUUACCCAUUAUGUAUCUCGGCUAUUACUUCAUGGAAUGGCGCGGUUACCCUCCGGUGCGUGAGCUACCGACCUUCCACUGGGUGCUCGCCGAGAUCGCGAUUCACAUAUUAUGCGAAGAGAUUGGCUUUUAUUACUCGCACAGAUUUCUUCAUAAGCGUUCCCUAUAUAAGUACAUACAUAAACAGCAUCACGAAUGGACUGCGCCGAUAGCUGUCACCGCUUUGUAUUGUCAUCCUUUGGAAAAUAUUGGUUCAAAUCUACUUCCACCAUUCUUGGGUGUAUUCAUCAUGGGUUCCCAUGUGGCCACCGCCUGGAUUUGGUUUUCGCUUGCAAUACUUUCGACUUUGAAUGCACACUCCGGUUAUCAUUUACCAUUCUUCCCAUCGCCAGAAGCACAUGACUUCCAUCACUUAAAAUUCAACCAAUGCUACGGUGUGUUGGGCGUUUUAGAUCGCAUCCAUGGUACCGACACGCAAUUCCGCAACUCACGGAAUUACACGCGUCACGUAAUGAUGCUCAGUCUCCUACCGCCCAGAGAGGCUUUUCCAGAUGAAGUAAAAUACAAGUCAAAAUAAAGGGACCUUUCGAUAAUUCUGUAUAAAAGUUCUCAAAAGGUAAUUUCCGAAAAAAAAAAAAAAAAAAAAAAACGAUUCGCGUUGAAUGCAAUAUUUCCGUAGCGGCGACCGAGUGUAAAAAUAAAAUCGUGAAUAUAAUUUAUUUUAUCAAGUUAAUUAAAGUUUUCUCAAUACAAAAAACUCGAAUUAAUUUUAAUAAAUGCAUAAUAUUCGAUUGUUUUCUGUAGUCAAUACCUUCAAUUAUAUUUUCUUUAAUCAGAUUCACAGAAAUAAUGUAUUUUCAUUCAUUUUUUUAAAUGAAAAAUAAAUUGCGUGUUUUUAAUAUUUAAUAUUGAUAUUUCUUUGAAAUUAGUUCUUUUUAAUGUUUUUCGCUCCAGCGCGCUUGUGAUAAAAUAUGAUCGCUGUGAACAGAGCGCAUCAUUAACAAGUUGACAUUAAAACAUGAAGUGUGUACGUACGAAGCUGCACGAUUUUCUGUUCUCUAAACUCUGCGAUGAAAUUUAUUACAGUAAUUUGAAUUUAUUUAUGUAAUGUAUAAGUAUAUAUAUACUCUUUGUACAUAAGCGUGUUUUUGGAGGACGUAUAAGAUACGUUCUUCGAGGCGAAAGAAUUAAUUUUCUCUGUUAAAAUCUGAAAUUUUAUAUCCUUUGUAAAAUUUAUUCAGCGUACGUAUAUCAUGUAUAUGUAAUACUAUUUAACUUUUUAAUUUAUUGUUAGUGAAAGGACUUUCGUGAAUGAAAUUCAGCUAUCCGCUCAUUGAUCUAAUGAGAUAAUGAUUGUAUAUACAAAUGCCAUUCAAGGUUGGACUGAAUAGAGAAAAUAGUAAAACGAUUCCGAAGGUUUAAAGUAUAAAAAUUAAAUUUAUAUUUUUAAAAUAUUAAUAAAAAGUUAAUAAAAAUAAAAGAAGAUAAAAAAUUAUAUUAAUAUGAUUAAAUAAUAGAGUUGCUUCAAUUUUAUUUUAGGAGUGACAAAAUAAAUUUUCUACUAUUUGAAUGUUUAUUACAUUGAUUUUAUGGCCGUCUUUAAUAAAACUCGCAAUUUAUGCAAGUUCUACAAUGUCAGCAGGAGUAAUGGAGUAAGGAGUAAGAGUAACAAUUGAUCAAUUAAAAACCGGGAGUAAACGAAAUGGACAAAUCUCAUUUCAUAUUUCUUACUUCUUACUCCUACUCCUGCUAACAUUGUAGACCUUGCAUUACAUAUUUAAUUGAUUCAUAAACAAGUUCCUGUAGAUAAUAACAAUUUCUUUUCUUUUAUCUUAGAAAAUUUUAAGUUUUAAUUCCAUCUAAUAAUGCCUACAUUUACUUGGUAAUAAAGUCUCUCAAUUGCAAAUCAUUACUAUAAUUAUACAUAUAUUUUAUAAAAUUGUGAAAGUAAAAUCUUAAAAUAGAAGAUUUAAAAUAUAUAUGCGUCACAUGAUGCCUUGAAAAUUUAAAUCAGAGAACAGUUGUGUUACGAUUCAAAAA
This is a messenger RNA of Monomorium pharaonis (pharaoh ant), 2628 nucleotides long. Its product is annotated as fatty acid hydroxylase domain-containing protein 2. Lineage: Eukaryota; Metazoa; Arthropoda; Insecta; Hymenoptera; Formicidae. The coding region runs from base 128 to 1165 and encodes 345 amino acids. Gene Ontology annotation, biological process: sterol biosynthetic process. The record is from RefSeq and is a predicted model, not a curated record. The transcript has 6 exons. Gene Ontology annotation, molecular function: C-4 methylsterol oxidase activity; iron ion binding.